AUGUCUGCUACUCAAGUGAUCACCGCGACUACGGCUCCUAAGGUGCAGCAUGUUGGCCAGGCUACAUGGCGUGAAACUCGUCCAACUGAGCCGAUUCCUCAGUUCCUGAUCGACGAGGCCAAGGUUGAGACCAGGCAGUCCUUUGAUGCCAAGAGACACUUGCGAUAUGAGCCCCCCAGCAAGAUCUACACCAUGAAGGAGAUUGGUCUUCAGGGCCAGGGUAUCUCUCCCGUUGCAGUCACUGCACCGUUUCAGCUUUUCACGGAAGAGGCUAUCAAGCAGAUGAGGGCUGCGAUCUUCAGCCAACCUGUACUUGAUAACUGCCUUUACAUGUCUGAAUUUGUCAAAAGCACUCUCCGCGGAAUGGGAUCGGCGCGUGCCCCUUUCACCUGCGAUGCCUGGAACAGCCCCGAAGUCCUGGCUAAGGUUUCUGAAGUUGCUGGCAUUGAACUGGUCCCUGCAUUGGACUACGAGAUUACCGCUAUCAACAUCUCCGUCAACGACCAGACCGUUCUCAAUUUCAAUGCCCCCAAGACGGAUGAGGAUGAGUACCCCGGCUUUGCGUGGCACCGUGACAGCUAUCCCUUUGUCUGUGUUACAAUGCUCUCCAACUGCGUCGGCAUGACUGGAGGAGAAACCGCACUGAAGACCGCCUGGGGUGAGAUCAUGAAAGUUCGCGGCCCUGCCAUGGGAACCGCCGUGGUUAUGCAAGGACGAUACAUCGAGCAUCAGGCCCUCAAGGCCAUUGGAGGUCGCGAGCGUAUCAGCAUGGUUACCUCGUUCCGAGCCAAGUCUCCUCACGUUAAGGACGAGUGUGUUCUGACUGGUGUUCGUCCUAUCAGCAACCUGUCAGAGCUGUACGGCCAAUACACUCAGUACAGACUGGAGGUGCUUGAGGAGAGAAUUCGCGAUCGCUUGAAGAAGGAGCAGUGGCGUGAACUUGCUAAACGUUCUUUCGACAUCGCUGACGUGAAGACGUUCUUGACCGAGCAGAAAGAAUUCAUUGAGUCCAUGAUGGAGGAGCUUAUUGAGUAG
This is a messenger RNA of Penicillium daleae, 1035 nucleotides long. Its product is annotated as 2OG-Fe(II) oxygenase family protein. Bases 1 to 1035 code for a protein of 344 amino acids. The transcript is spliced from 3 exons. NCBI's taxonomy places the organism in Eukaryota, Fungi, Ascomycota, Eurotiomycetes, Eurotiales, Aspergillaceae. The record is from RefSeq and is a predicted model, not a curated record.